This is a messenger RNA of Monascus purpureus, 1754 nucleotides long. The record is from the annotation of a GenBank genome assembly. NCBI's taxonomy places the organism in Eukaryota, Fungi, Ascomycota, Eurotiomycetes, Eurotiales, Aspergillaceae.
CAAACAUCGGGGUUUAUCACCCGCCAGUUUAAUAGCUGCUUUUUAAGCUGCUUACGAACUGUUACUGCUGGUCAGUUCAGCUUCAUCUCACGCUCCUACCCUCCCGCGCACAUCUCACCAUCCGUCGCGAUGUCUGAAUCUCCUCCACCCCCAUCCUGGAGCGUCACCUCCAUGGCGAACGGUGUGGUUCAAUUUUUGAGACUACCAGUGCUAGCGUCAUCGGGUCUUGCAGUGGUAGCCAGUAGUGUCUUAUACUUUAAGCAAAAUGAACUUAUCUACCCUCGCAACGUCCCCGUAGAUGCGCGCACAAAUGUUCCGAAACCGAGCCAGUUCGGUAUUACCGACUUUGAGGAUAUCCAGAUACCAACACCUGAUGGGCAGUCGCUGCAUGCUUUUCUCAUCCACCGCUCCAAAACCAGACCCUCUAGCAACAUUACCAUACUGAUGUUUCAUGGGAAUGCCGGUAAUAUUGGGCAUCGCGUCCCUAUUGGCAAAGUCUUGCGGCAAGCAUUAGGAUGUAACGUGUUAAUGCUGGAAUAUCGCGGCUACGGCUUGUCUACUGGGACGCCGGACGAGGCAGGGCUCAAAAUCGACGCACAGACCGCACUUGAUUAUAUCAGACAGCGUGCAGAUCUGUCGGAUUCGAAAAUCAUAAUCUAUGGCCAAAGUCUGGGAGGAGCUGUGGCCAUAAACCUGGUUGCCAGUAACCAGGAUCGAGAGGACAUCGGUGGCCUAAUUUUGGAGAAUACCUUUCUGAGCAUACGAAAGCUGAUCCCGACAAUAUUUCCUCCUGCGCGGUACCUGGCGCGUCUUUGCCAUCAGCACUGGAAUAGUGAAGAGAUUAUACAGACAAUCAAGGAUGUUCCUAUCCUGUUUCUGAGCGGGCUCAAGGACGAAUUGGUCCCUCCAACCCACAUGACCCAACUCUUCGCUGCAUGCAAAUCAGAGCCAAAGAUCUGGCGGACUCUUCCGAACGGGGGCCAUAACGACAGUGUCGCUGAACCUGGCUACUUUGACCACAUCCAUUCCUUCGUGACGGAGGAGGUUCUGCGUGGCAAGCUGUAGCCUGGCGGACCUUUACAUUCCUUCCAUGCUGCCGCACCCUGAUAUGUGGGCGCGAGGCAGCCAUACACUAAUUCUCUGGUUUCACUUGGUUCCUUUGGCUGACAAUACAUGAUACCCGAUAUUUGCUCAGGUCAAGAGCAUUAAUUUUAUACCUUACUAUGGCCCUUGCUGUUAUACAUAAUCUGGCCUGCUUUACGACGUCAAGCGUUCUUCAUGGGAAAUCCCUUUCUUUCAAUACUUCUUGCGUUUCAAUCAUUUUUGAUACACAUGACGGGCCAUAACAGUUCAGAAGAGUGCGCCUCAUGUAUAAUAACAGGAAAUUUGUGGAACUUGAUUCCAGUCGGUGUCCAUCAGUACACCCCUUUUCGGUUCUGUGUUUACUUUGGGGAUUUGUUAAUACUUCGUCUCUGCAGGAAUUUCCCAUAUCGUUCCAUAUAUAUUUCUGAACAGGGAAAUGAGAAAGGACUGAAGACGGCUAAAGGUCCUUUUUGGGGACUUGCAAAGGGCUUUUCUUUAUACACUACUUUUCUUUUCCCGAGAGAGAUAGUACCAGGGCUUGUUCAUUAUAGCAUACAAUGCCUGCAACAUUGAUAGACAGGUGUUCUAGUUAGAUGGGGGAAAGGUGUUUUGUUUCCUCUUUCAUGAGGAUAUAUUGCCAAUUGUCUAGAAUUAUAGAAUUGUAAUCGUAA